This is a messenger RNA of Malassezia sympodialis ATCC 42132, 1707 nucleotides long. RefSeq lists its product as uncharacterized. The record is from RefSeq and is a predicted model, not a curated record. Bases 1 to 1707 code for a protein of 568 amino acids. Lineage: Eukaryota; Fungi; Basidiomycota; Malasseziomycetes; Malasseziales; Malasseziaceae. The transcript is spliced from 4 exons. Gene Ontology annotation, cellular component: membrane.
AUGUCGAAUUGGCACGUCGACGUGGGCCCGCUGCUCCGGUACGAUACGGUCGAUUCGCGUGGUAUCUACCAUGCAUUUGUGCUUCUUGUGACGCAGCAUACCGCCGCUACUAUGCCGCGCGCUCCGCCCGUGCUGCAGUACGUGCCGCUGGCAGACCAGAAGCCGACAGGUCCGCCAAUGCAAACACGCGGACUGCAACUGGCUCAUGUAUUUUGGCGUUUCAAGAUUGAGAUCCAGAUGCUUAGGGUGCCUCAGUCAGUGGCCUACACGGUUGUCGGUGCGACGGACCUCGUUGACUUCCACGUGCCCGCAUACCACCAAAACUUCCGCUGGGCCACCUAUUCAUGCGCUGGAUUUAGCGCCAGUGUAAAGCCGGAUGACUUCAACGGCCCGGAUCCUAUGUGGAACGACCUGCUGAUUGAGCACGCCAAGAACCCCUUCCACGCGUUGGUGGGUGGCGGCGAUCAAAUCUACAAUGACCAGGUCGCCAAGCAGGAAGGAAUUCAGCAGAACAUAUUUAUGGCAAAGAAAGAGACAGCUGAGGGCGAGGAGAUUCCCCUGGAUCCUCGUUACAAGCAAGUCAUUGACCGGUUCCUGUUCACGAAUUACGUCAAGUGUUUUGGAUCGGGUGCGAUGGCGCGCGCCUUUUCGCGCAUUCCCAUGGUCAACAUGCUCGAUGACCAUGACCUGAUCGAUGGUUUCGGCACAUACGCUGAGGACCUGAUGCAGUCGCCCUUGUUCAAGCUGAUCGGCUCGCGUGGCUACUUCUUCUACCUGUUGUUCCAACAGUUUAUGAACGACGAGGUGGAUGGCGUGCUCAACGAGAACACGACGAAUCCGAACCCAACGCAGUUCAGGUCGCUGAUCAUCGGUGGGCCCGGCUCGUACAUUGCCUUCCCCACGCACUCAUUCCUUACUUGGAUGGGUCCGAAGCAGCAUUUGCUGCUGGUUGACUGUCGUGCGCAGCGCAAGAUGGAUCAGGUGUGUGCGGAAGACACGUACGAGCGGGUGCUUGAGGCAUGCAUGAACCUGCCUGAGACGGUGCGCCACCUGAUCAUCCAGCUGGGCGUGCCCAUUGCCUACCCCCGCAUGGUGUUUUUGGAGAAGAUGCUCACAAAUCGGUUUAAUCCUUUUGUGAAGGUGGCCAAGACCGCCUCGCCUGGGUUUACCAACAACUUUGACGGCAGUGUGGAGAUCCUGGACGACUUGAACGAUCACUGGUGCUCUCAGCAUCACAAGAAGGAGCGCAACCAGUUCAUCGAGCAGACGCAGACACUGGCCCAGGAGAAGAAGAUGCGCAUCACUUUCUUGAGCGGAGAUGUGCACGCAGCCGGCUGCGGCGUCUUUAGCUCGGAAACCGACAUUCGACCCGAGCAGGACUACAAGUACGCGCUGGCCCUGAUCACGAGCGCCAUUGUGAAUGCGCCGCCGCCGCCUGCGGUGAUUAAAGUCACGAACAAGCUGGCAACGAAGCAACACCGCUCGCUGCAUUACCUCGGCACGCGUGAGACAAUGCUCCCUCUCUUUGAGUUUGACCUGAACGACAAGCCCAACAAGCAGAAGUAUAUUAUGGGGGCCCGCAACUGGUGCACAGCGGACUUUGAUGAAUCGACGAAUGAGAUCUUGUUCCACUUGCGCGUGGAGAAAAAGCAGGGAUCCGGCCGCGCGAAGGAAUACUCAGUGAAAGCACCUGCGCCUCUAUUCUAA